Podarcis lilfordi (Lilford's wall lizard) is the source of this 18437-nucleotide messenger RNA. The record is from the annotation of a GenBank genome assembly. Lineage: Eukaryota; Metazoa; Chordata; Lepidosauria; Squamata; Lacertidae.
GGCGGCGCUGUGGGAGCCCCGGAGUCCCUGCUCGGCUGGGGCGAGCGGCCGGUUCCUGGCCCUGUGGCGCCGGGAGGGAGGCGCGGCCGGGCUCGGAGCAGCGAAGUGGCGGGGGAGCGGAGCGCACCGGCCCGGCCGGCAUCAUGGGCCGCAGGUGGGCUAACUCCGGGGCGCGGGGCGGGCGGAAGAGGCUUCCGGGACGGGGGACGCUUCUCUGCGCCGGGGAUGAGGCGGCCGUCCCCUCCCGCGCUGGCGGGCCCGCGACCAGCGGGGGGAAGGCGGGAGGCGCCUACCGGCAUCUUCGGGGGCUCCGGGCUGGGGCGGGGAGGAUGCUGUGGGUCAGGCGGGAGAGAUGCAUGGAGGAGCGGGCAGGAGAGCCCCUCGUUAGGCUUGGGUGCCUCUGGAGGAAACGGGAAUCAAAGAUGGGGCUGGCUCUCGGGAAGAGCUCGGUUUCCCUUUCCAAGCUCUCGGGAAAGCGGAUUUGUCUCGCUUGCCUCGUCCGGGUUCAGCCGGAGACCGAGGAGUCGGAUAGAAAUGAAAUCUGGGGGAAGGGGGGUAUCCAGCGAGACUCGAUAUACAGUACGAUCUGAUUCUGGGUUUGAAGCAGCUGUGGGAGGUUAUAAAUGCCUGGUAUGUUUCCAGGUGGAAGUCUUUAUCCCUUUUCUAGGGGAGUUACGGUAGUCCCAUUUAUAUCAGUGGGGUUUUUUUACUUCUCAGUAGCAAAGUAUCCUUUUUCCUGGACCGGCCUCAGGUCAACCCUGCGAGGUAGGCCAGUGCUAGCUCCACCCGCUGAGCAACUUGACUUUGAAAUCAUCAUUUAUCCAAGGCCAUGUAGUUGGUUUCAUGUUGACAUCGAAUUGGUAUCAAGGUUGCCUUAGUAGCUUAGUAGAUUACAUAGAGGCAUUGGGCUUCAAUUCUAUACCUACUUAACUGGGUGUCUUUUAAAACUAAAGCUCCAGUCCAACCCUGCUUACCAGGAAAUUUGAUGCUUCAUACCAGCCGGGGUUAUGAUGCAGUAAGUGAAAAUCAUUGUGCGGACGAUUUCAUAGCUAAAAUCUGAAUGGAUUAAUCUGAAGUAACUCACGGGCUCUAUGUUUUAAUGGCGUGUAUCCAAUUUUAAUGCAAGUCAAUAAUUCUUUAAUGCUUUUUUUUUUACCCUGCUAUAAUCACAGUAAAUGGUAAGGAUGCUUGUCCUCACUUCGCUUUCUUCAUUCACACUUAGGUAGAAUGGGAAUUCUAUCCGCAGUGGCAGUUUUGUGUAAGGAAUUUAUGGUGGUAGCUGUUUGAGGAUUAUGACGCUAGAGUAACAGGAUGUGAUCAUUUAUGUGGGAACAGUAGUAUAGUUAAGAAUCCAGAUUUAAAGUGUAAAUGAAGUAUUUUGCUCCAUUUGUAUUGACUUGAGUGUGCAAAUGGUAAGUGCAUCUGAAAUAACUAAAAAAUUCAAAGCUCAAAGGUGACAAUUUCAUUAGUACUUAUAAUACAUCUUAUGAAGUUACCCACUGCAGGGAUGAGGAACCCGUGGCCUUCAAGGUGGUUCUGGGCUAUAACUUCCAUCAUCCAUGACCAUUGCCUGGAAGCUGGAGUCCAGUGAUACCUAGGGGGCCACAGUCUCUCCAUCCUUGCUCUACAGAGUGCCACUUUAUGAAGGCCAGUAAGUUCGUAAAGCGAUUUGACAGACCACAGAAUCAGUUGUCUCAUCAAUUGAAAAAGGAGCCUACUUCAGCCACUGCCAUGCUUAUUCACAAAUGAAACUCUUUGUACCUCUCCUGUUCAGAAUGGAUAGGAGGGUCAACUCCUAGUAUCUAGUGAAACAUGAGCAUGUUUAAGAGAGCAAGUUCAAUGACUAAGAAGCUGAGCCAGUGUAAACAAGGAUGGAGCACAAAGAACAAACAGUCUCUCCUGCAUUCUGGAUUUAUGAGGAUUUAUAUACUGAGACCCUUCACAGGCACCAUAGCAGGUAUUGGCGGGCACACUGGCACCCGUGGGCACAGUGUUGCUGACUGAUGUUAAAGGUCAGUAUCAGCAUCUUGAAUUGGAAACUGAGAUUAACAGUUUCCUUAAUUUGCUGACUGGGGUUCUUGCUGCAGUUUGUAAACACAUGGAGCUAUCAGGUGGUUGGCUGUACAAAUAUACAAUAAAAAAUUAAAAACAUUCAAAACUGAAGUUGGAAAAAAAAAAUCUGCCAAGGCUUAGCUAAACAAAAAUAGUACCUCUUUUCCUUAAAAAAAAAGUGGAGCUGCACAGGCUUAGGCAGGUGUCUUUUAGGAUAAAUUACUUCAAGCGGAUGUUCUUCCUAAGAACAAUCUUGCUCCUAACCACAGUCACAGUUCUCUGUGCUCUGGUCCAUGGGGUCACGAAGAGUCGGACACGACUAAAGGACUAAACAACAACAACCCCAGUCACAGUUUUAUGGAAUAUGGAGCAGAGCUACACCUAAAAAUUUUGUGUAAAAAAGGCUUGUGGAGGACACAAGCUACAUAGGACCUGUUCAGUUAUCACAUUCAGUUUGAAUUGUGCCCAGAACCUGAUAAUCAGUAUUGCAGAACGCAGCUGGCAUAUGCUCUCAGUCUUUGACUCCAAUUAGAUCACAGACUUUUGCAUUUUAUACAAGCUGACAUUUCCAGUCUUAAAAGGCAGCCUCAUUCGUAGUUUAUUUGCAGUAGUCAAACUUCAGAGUUUAAAAAAUACACAAAUGAUGGUUGCUAGGGCCUUGUUUUCCAGGAAGGGAUGCAGUUCACAUAUUGGUUAUUAAUGAAAAAAGUAUCUGGCCAAAGCUUAGAGCAGCCAUGUGCAAAAGAGACCACAGCUCUUAUACUUUUAAUAGUUGUAGAGUAGGGAAUCUCAAAAGGAGUAGCUUGACACCUGACAUUUCCACUUCUACACACUAGUAAUGUUGCACGUGUCCUGUCCUCUUUUUGAGCUGGACCACAAAUGUGCAUCUAUCAGCAAAGCCAGGUCCAGGAGUACUCCCAAGCAGAAUAUUUGUUCUUUGAGGGACACUGAGACACCAUCCAAAAACACAUCCCCACUUGCUAUAAUCGCCUUGUCUGGAUUCACCUUGUACUGGGUGAAUCUAUGCCAAAAUAGCCUCUAAGCAUGGGUGUAAACACUAAGACCAUUGCUAUUAGAUUAGAUAGAAAUGAAAGACAGCGCUGUGUUGUCAAUUUAGAGAUGAUACCACACUCCAAAUCUGCAGGUAAUCCCAAUGUUUCAUUGAAUAUUAAAUAGAUUCCCACAAAAAAACUUCAAGUAGCAAAUGAAAAUCUCCCCAUCGCCAUUCUCUGAUAUUGUCAUAUUGAAAGAAAAAGCCACCAAAGGGCAAUAACAAUUUGUAUUUCUUCCACUCUGCUUAACUGGUCCAACAAUACUUCAUGGCCAGUAGUUUAAAAUGCCCUGAAACUAGGGUGCCUUUUGUUGUUGUUGUAGAUUUCAUCUUAGUGGGUGAAUCAUUAACAGUUUGAUAUGUUAAAGAAGUUUAGUUAGUUGUAGGCAAGCCUAGAAAUUCAGCCUUCACUAUAAUUAUGACAUUCCUUCAGCUCCCAGAGUUCUAAGCUGACAACUUCCCAAACAAUCCCUGUGGAUCUUUUUACACCAGGAUCCCUUACCCUGCCUGCCCUACAUAGCAAGUAGCCCUGUGAGUUUCUCUGAGGCUUGCAAAUAGUGCUUUCUGAGCUCUGGAUUUCUUGGGAUCCAGUAGAAAUAUUUAGAAUAUGUUUAAACAAUGAAAAGUGUCUAUUAUCUAAAUCAGUCACUGUUUGGGGGCAUUUUACAUUAUAAUAUGAAAUAAGAAUAAUAAACUAUUUGGGGGCAUUUAUACGUGGUUAAAUUCCAGUUCAUGGUUCAUAAGCGAGCUUCAGUGUCUUGUGGUGGCACUGCCCAGAAGUGUGCUGCUCUGCAAUUUUAAUGAUUGCUUGACAGGCAAGUGUGACUUGUUUGUUCUCCUAGUGAACUCCGAAGACUAGCUGAUCAUCAGCCUCUGCUAUUCUUGCUUCUGUGUUCUGGGAAGCCCUUAGGCUAGAGAUGCCAGUCAUAGGAAGAGCUUUAUUUUUCAUAACAUUUUCUUGUCGCUGUGGCUGAGAUUUGCCUUUAGCUUUCCUUUGGUUUUCAAAUUGUUUUUAUUAUUUGCUGGUUAAGAGAGCUAACAAAUACCAACUUGUAGUUUUCUAACUGUUAGAUCAGCAGUGUCAAGUAGUGAUUGCCUCCUGGUAACUAGGAUUGACUGAUAAGUGUCAGAAAUGUGAUUCAGCACCAUGUACUAGGCUCCUGGAUGCUUUACUUCUGGCCCUUGAACGCAGAAGUGAGAGCAAGAAUGAGAUGCUGCACUAAAUUUUUGUGUUGUCUGCAUGCACAUCACUAUACCACCUGCAGAGACCAAAUACUUAGAACUGGGAGUCCUCAAGUGAGACAUAAGCUGUGGGUGGGAGCUGGUCCCUAAAGUUUCCUCUGCAGGAGAAAAAAACAACCAUGCACAGUGAAUGUCCCUCACCCUGGAAUCAGGAGCUCCUGGGUCCAAGGCAAGCAUUGGCAGUUAUGUUAAGGGAGGUGAAUGCCUGCCUCCUCAAGCUUGAUUUGAAAGCUGAUUAGUAGUGUAAUGCAAUGUGUGCAAUAUUCCCCUGGUUCCACGCUUGCACUCACUAAAGCAAAUUUCAAUCCAUGCACUUUAUUUACUGUAUUGUUCUGAAUAUAAGCCGCACCUUUAAAAUUCAAGGCUUAUUUGCGGGUGCAGCCCGCCUCCUGGCACUAUUGCCCUGAACAGGGGACAGGGGCUCGGUUCUGAGCAUGCGCGCCUGCCUCCCAGCACUUCCUCCUCAAGCCACCACCGCCCCCCCUGCCCCCCAUUCAGGGCAGUAGUGCUGGGAGCCGGGCACACAGCACUCUGUUCCGAAUAUAGGAUGCACUUUAACUUUUCACAGUCAGAAUUUGGAAAAAAAGUGUGGCUUAUAUUCGAGCUAAUAUGGUAUACGUGUGGAACAAAAGAACAUUGGAAGCUGCCCUAUAUCAAGUCGGAUCAUUUUCCUAUCUAGCUCAGUAUUGUCUACACUGACUGGCAGUGGCUCUCCAGAGUUUCAGAUGGCACGCUUCUCCUGUCCUACCUGGAGAUGCAGAGCAGCAGGUGCUCUGAGCUAUGGCCUUUCCUCUAAAUAGGUUGGCCGUAAAUGUGCCCUUUUGCCACUCCCUGACCCCCCUAAUUGUGAGACAGUAUGUCAUAGAAGCCUAACAGAUGCAAAUACUUGCCAAGUACAGUCAUACAUCGGGUUGAAGUUGCUUCAGGUUGAGCGUUUUUGGGUUGCGCUCCGCAGCAACCAGGAAGUAAUAAAAUGCGUUACUUCCAGGUUUCGUCGCUCGCGCAUGCACAGAUGCUCAAAAUGACAUCAUGCGCAGAAGCGGUGAAUCACGAGAUGCGCAGACGCAGGUUGUGUUCUGCUCUGGACACAAACGGGGCUCCAGAACGGAUCCUGUUCGCAUCCAGAGGUACCACUGUAAUUCUGACUGUGGAUCCAAAGAAGGGAGGAAUCUCUUAAGGCCCACAGAACUGUAGCUGCAGGAGAAAUGCAAAUGAAGCAUGAAGGGCAUUUGCUCCCAUGAUCUUUUUGUUCUCCACAUUCUUGUGGCUUUCUUGUCACUAGCAUCAAGAACGGCGAUCUAUGGGGAUUUGUACUCCUGCUUCAGAACCAUCUUGCAUGAGGAACUGAAAUGGAAAGGUCUGCCAAAGGGGGCUUUGUCUCAGACCGCUCUUGCCCUAGUGGAGAGCCGCCUAUCCGUGGGGGUGGGGUGCGUGUCAAAAGCACGUCUGUCCAAUGUGAAAGGGAACAGUAGAGGUAUAUAUGAGCUCCGACUUCCUGGUUUCUUUGUGGGUUUGAAGCUAUGAAAGCUUCUUUCAUUCCUAGCACUGGUGCUGGUUUUGCUUGCCUGGCAGAAGUGAGAGCUCACCUGUAACACUAGCUGCCUUGUCUGAAGCUGGGAGGGAGAAACACAGGGUGAAAGUGGCUCACAGGCAGUGCCAAAUUUACAUAUAAGCUAAACAAGCUAUAGCUUGGGGCCCCACUCUCUUGGGGGCCCCAAGAAAAUUUAAAGGGAAAAAACCCUGGAUGUACAUUUCCAAAAUAUAAGAUAAAAAACAAAUAAAAUAAAACCUACAUACAGUUAGAGCUUAAUAAUUAUUUUACUAUUAAUAUACUUCUUAAUUGUAUUUCAGAUCAACAAUUACUUUGAUAAAAUACAUAUUUUGUUAUGUAUUUGUUUGUAUCUAAAGCAAAUGGCUUUGGAUACCUAUUAGGUCCAUAAAUUACCAUAUAGCAUAUAUUCAACACAAAAAACAGCGACAAUUUGUUGUUGACAAAGGACAGCUGGACAUAUAAAGGGCUCCAUUACCUUCAGUAGUUUAGGGCCUCAUCAAACCUAAAUCUGGCCCUGCUCACGGGCCAGGGAUCUGUGAACCAAAGCAGGAAAGAGAACUGUUGCUUGGCUGGUUUAUUCCUUUUUCUCUGGGAGCCAGUAAUACCAGCACUCCUGCUCUGGCCCAAAGCAGUUGAAUUAAGCCAGGCUGAAAUCGAUUUAAACCAGUUUCACUCUAAGUGGCUAAUCACACAGGGAGGUGCCCAGUUGAGGAUACCAGGACCAGUGAUAUAUUUAGGGAUUAUGACUUACUUGGGAGUGAAAUAGGCAAAUCAAACAUAAGCAAUCUCUUGCCUCCUUGCUGAAAAGUCUAGGGCCUGAGAGUCCUGACCACACAAGGAAAUAGUAUUUUCAAAAGCUGUCAUAAAUUCUCCAUAAAAUUAUUUAAAAUGCCUGCUGAUUUUCUUCUUCUUCAGUGAUCAGGUGUAUGAAGUUCAAUAAAGAAGGGUAUUGUCUGAGUUCAGCUGGGUGGGAGGGGAAUCCACAGAAUGCAUGGCUCCUGGUGAUGUGUCUGAGCCAUGAGGGAUCACUAACAGAGACUCUCCUGAAGACCUCCGGGUUUGGCGUCAAAUGGUCCUUAAGUUAACCUGGACAAAAGUUGUCCAGGAACCCUGAAUGUGCCCUAGCAGGCAGCUAGUGCAACCAUUAAGCACGGGGGUGAUGUGCUGGUGGUAAUAUGACCCCACCAACCAUCUAACUGCAACAUUUUCUGCCAGCUGGAGCCUUCAGACAGGGGACAUUGCAAUAAUUGAGUCUUGUGGUUACCAAUGAAUGAAUCAUCAUAGCCAGGCUGUCCUUGUCCAAAAAUGGCUGUAGUUUUUUACAUUUAUCUGGAAACCACCAGAGUAUAAUAUAUUCAUGGUUGGGGGGGGGAGAUAUUUGAAAUUCCUGGGUGCCUGGACUACAGUUUUAUGCAACGAGGUGUGGAAAUUUUUCUAACAAUUAUUUCUGUAAUUUGGGUAGUGCUUGCCACAGCAUGAACAAACAAUGUAAGAGGGCAAUGCUUUGAAACUGACCUCAGAGGGCUGUUUCAGAGCCUCUUUGAACUUACUCAAAACCGGUUUUCUGUGGUUUCAUAUCUUGCAAAAGAUCUUGCGCUGGCACAUGCCUGUCCAAGGCAGUUGGUGGGUAGAAAGAGAGAGGAUGGGGAAACAGUUAACAGAAUUAUUCAAAGUGGGCUCCUCAGCUGUUGUUGGACUAUGAUACCCAUCAUCCCUAGCUAGCAGAACCAGUGGUCAGAGAUGAUGGGGUUAUAGUCCAACAACAGCUGAGGACCUCAGUUUGAGAAACUUGAGUUAAAGGGUUGAAGUUGUCAGCAAGAGGGUAUUAAUUCUGCCUUGGAAGCUUUAGUAUAUUUGAGUAACGGCUCAACUUUUCAUUAGGCUGGAAUCCUAUGGAAGGAAGCUCUGCACAACAUAUUGAGACUUGCUUCUGAAUAAGCGUGCAUCUAUGAUAGUUGUGAUUCCAUGGUGUCCAGAAAAACAUGGCACAUGUGAAGAAUUUACUAUUCUGCCUUCAGCUGGAGAUGGAAGGACUAGCCUUCAGGCAGUAUGCUUCUAAUACGGUGAAGGGAAGAAUAGGGAUGCGUGUGCUAGCUGCAUCGCAUCACAGUGCUGGUCCCUGUCACCCUUCACAUGUUGGAGCGCAAACAUCUGCAACAGAGAACCUGCUGCCUUUGUGCAAGUUUCACGUCUACAUCGGUGGCUCCGGCUCCUCGCUGCAGACAUUUGCCCUCCGAGAAAUGUUGAGCUGUGGGGGUGGUGACUCAGCAGAGCUAUUGUGCUUGACCCCGCUCUCCCUCACACGAUUCUAACCAUGUGAGGUUAAUUAACAAACAGGGCUUCUGUCUCUCGCAGUUGCAGGGGGACAACGUAGAAAUGUGUCAGUGGUGCCUUUGAGGCUCGGGAAUCACGGUGGCAGUGGGGGGGGGGGGACUGCAUAAGAACAGAAGAAGAGCCUGCUGGAUCAGGUCAGUGGCCCAUCUAGUCCAGUUUCCUGUUCUCACGAUGGCCAGCCAGAUGCUUGUGGGAAACCAACAAGCAGGAUUCGAGCAGAAGAGGAUUCCAGCAACUAGUUCUGAAGAACAUUACUGCCUGCCUGCAUGGAGGCAGAGCAUAGCCAUCAUGGCUUGCAGCCACCGAUCGUCUUCUUCAUGCCUUCUGAUGGUUAAAGCGUGCUCUCUCUGCAUAGCUUCUUGUUUGUAACAGAUAUUCUCCCUUGAUCUCGCUACCUCUAGCUCGCCAUCUUGUUUCGGAAAACAACGCUCCCUCCAAAUGUGCAUAACUUGAGUUUGACAGAUUCAGGGUCGCUGGCUAAAAGGCCAGUUGAGACCCUGUGGGUUUGUUUGCUGCUAAUGGGAUGAAAAGGCGCUUGACAGCACAGUCAUUAAUCUGCCUCCUCUUUUGGAGUGUUAUCUCUUUGUGGCGCAACUGCACUGUGGCUACUCCAGGGAGACAUUAGCUCCUUCUCUCACGUGUCUGUGGUGAAUUUCUGCACAACUACACAGCUGCUCAUUGGCUCUCGCCCUGAAGUCUGAAAAUACGUGCGAUUCCUCUGUAAUAGAUUUGAGUGAGCAGCCCAGUUGUCUGCUUCCCAUGCUGAGUAAGAAUAUAGUUUUUAAUAGGCUUGUUCUGUGACAUGUCUGGGAGUUAUGUACUGCCAUAUUCCAAGGACGCUCCUGCCCCAUAGAAUGUCUGCAUGGUAAGUACCAACGGAGCCCUCGGCCGAUACACUUAUUUGCUUUGAAGGAAGGUCACUCUGACUUUGCUGCUCAGGAGACACCAGGAUCCGCCUGUUCCAAGAUCUGUGUUUGUGCAUGUUAAUGUGCACAGCUUGUCUGAGAUCCCAAAAGGAGGGUGUUUAGAGUGUUCUCUGUUUGCCUGUGUCUAUUGCAUCCCAUCCCUACUGUUUUAUUUCAUUUCUUUUAUCUCUCUCCCUGACUCCAAGGAAGGGUGUUUGAAAAGACCAAAGGCCUGACAAAUGGGAGCUCUCACAGGCCUCUGCCUUGGUGUUGUGCCAGAUUAAGUGAAAGGCAAUAGUUCCUCAGACACGCAUAGGGAUUGCAUGUGUAGAAUUUCUUCACUCAGCUUUGAAGCUGCAAGCACGUCUACAGCAUUUGCUGUGAGAAUCCUGCACAAGACAGAUGUAGCUGCUUUGUUUCUGGGGUUCUUGGUUUCGCCUGUUGCUAGAGGAAGGAGGUGGGAGGGGGAAUCUUGAAUGCUUCCCAUGUGUGAUGAGAGAGUUGCCCGUAUAAACUUUUCGCCGGAUCCAGGGAUUCCCUUUGGCUUACGGCCUGCUCUUUUUUUUGGCAGGUUCUGCAUGGCUCUUGCGCUGGCUGCUCUCCCCAUAGUGACUGCGAAUGAAGAGGUACCUGCUGCCCACCAGGACUCCUGGGGAGACUUCUGGCUGUUUCGCUUUUUGGUCAAUGCCGCAGGCUAUGCCAGUAUUGUGGUGCCAGGCUUCUUGCUUAUACAGUACUUCAAGAGGAAAAAUUACCUUGAAACAGGUAGGUGGUAGGAAGAUGCACACAGAGUGGUUUCCUGAUGUUGCAGCUGAGAUAGCUCUUUCUGAGCCCAUCGUAUCUUCUUCAGCCCCUCAGCUGUGCUAUCCUGGACUUGAAACUGCCCCAGAGUGCAAUCAUCGUCAGCUUCUAAGUGUGCAAUCAGUAUGUUCACUCAGUGUUAGAAACUCAGAUAUAUAAACUAGGUGUCAAAUGGCUCCUUAAAGCAGGGUUGCUGUCGCCAAAACGGAAUGCCUCGUUGCCAUUUUGGGGCCUGAUGGCUCAAAAGUUGUAUUUAUUUAUAAAUUUAUUUAGUUUUUCAAAUUUUGAAAUUUACAAACAAUUGUCAAACAACCCAGAUAAAAAGAGAAUUCCAUAGAUUCCCCUGGACUUCCUUCUUCCCCUUUGUGGGUCCUUAGUGAACUUUUUCUCUCCUGCAUCUUCUCUAUUAAUCCAAAUCUAUUAAAUCUCCAUUUGAACCAUAAUUCAACAUUAAACUACAAGUAUUAUUCCAAUCCUACUAAUAAUUUUGUUUACAAUGAUUUUUAAGGUAGGUUAUAUAUUCCCCCCUUUCCUUAUUAAAGUUUUGGUCUUCCUGAUUCUUCUGGUCAUUUUUGCCAUUUCGGCAUAGUCCUUCAACUUAAUCUGCCAUUCUUCUCUGGGCUAGUAGCAUCCGAGCAGCAGGAGUCGUGUACAUUAAUAGUCUUUUCUGAUCCAUUGAUAUUUCGGUGCCUAGAAUUCCUAGAAGAAAAGCUUUGGGUUUUUUUAAUAAAAAAUUAUUUUAAAGAUUUUUUUGAGUUCAUUAUAUAUAAUCUCCCAGAAUUCUUUUACUACUUUACAAGUCCACCACAUAUGAUAAAAGGUGCCUUCUUUUUAUUUACUUUUACAUUUCAAUGCAACUUUCUGGUUCCUGAAAUUCAUUCUGAUUGUGCAGAUAAAAUAUAAUGGAUAGAAUUCUACGGGGUAUGUUGCUAGUGUGUGAAAACAGUCACGAUUCAAGGAUCCCCAGACAGGCACCUCCAGAUGGCGGAGAUGUCAGGUGCCAUCCUGGUGUCCGGCCAUCUUUACUUGGUCGCAAGUGGCCGAUAGCCGGGUGCAAAAUGUGCCCGACGCCUGGCAAAUUUCAAACACUGUGUCCACUCCGUCAGUGUUAUCAUGCUAGCAAGCACAGAAUCUGUAGCCAUUACCUGUUGAGGAAAUUGGGAGAUUUGCAAGGAACAGCCAUGGCAAUGCGGGUAUAAGAUCUGCAUCACUGUCUCUCUGAUUUUCUGCAGCUCAGUCAGUCUGUCUUCUCUUAGCUGGGGCAAGCACUGUGAGCAGAGUAGAGUAGGACUGGCCUAGAGAAGAGGCAAGUAAAUCUGUUUGGAAGUGCCAUCAAGAAACCACAUAUGGUGGCACUGUUGGAGGCAGUAUGUCUCCCAAGAACCAGUUUAUGGGAAUCGCAAGGGAAAAGAAUGCUGCUGCUCUCAAGUUCUGCUCACAGCCAUUCUUUCCAUAGGCACUUGGUCGGCCACUGUGAGAACAAGAUGCGGGACUAUGGCAGGCCUUUGGCCUAAUCCAGCAGGGCUCUUCUUAGUUCUUAGGUGGUGGUGAUUGUGGGGACAACAUUGGCAGCUGUAAUGUGUGUGGCUUCCCUUCCUCCCUCCCCCAUGCCCCCCCCCCCACUGGUGUGAUUCAGUGUUGUGGCUAAUGUGUUUUUGCUCCUUUCCCUCUUAGGCCGUGGUAUUUGCUUUCCAGUUAUCAAAUCAUGUGUCUUUGGUAACGAGGCCAAAUCUGUACACCAGGACGAUACCUUGCUAGCAGCUCGGAAUGAGACUGUCGAGUCCUCCACAGCCCGGCAGUUCUUUAAGCUGCUGUUUUGUGCAACUGGCCUACAGGUAAAGAACUGAGAGCUAGUACUCCACUUUGAUUUGGCUUGUCUGGGGUGGUGACUGGGAGCUUCUCGUUUGGAGGUAGCAUUACACCGAGAGUAGGAUUGGCUCAAAGGUUAGUUCACAGCUGAGCAAAGUUUCCAAGCAAGGUUAAAAUAUCCCAGCCAUUGCACUGGCUUUAUGUGCACUGGGACAUAUGCAGCCUUCCUGACCUAUAACUUCUAUUAAGCAAUGCUACAAUCUCAGUUCUCAUGAGACUUGCAGGUGGUCAUUAAAUUGGAACCUGGGCUCAUUUGGGAGGAAGGGUGUGAUAUAAAUUUAAUAAAAUAAUAAAUAAAACCUAGAUGAUGCUUUCAGAAUUGCAUGGUUUGUACCCUUCAUGCAAUAAUGAGGUCAGAAUAUCACCCAGUUAUUUUUGAAUUGGAGUAAGAACACUGGGUUCAGUUAGGGGAUUUCUGUUAUUUUAGAAAGAUAAAAACUUCUGCUCAGUCAGUAUCAGGUGAAUUAGAAUUUUGUUUGUCUUAUCUCACUCAUUCUGCGGAAGAUAGAUAAGAGGCGUUUUGUAGUUAAUUUGGCUCUUUGAGCAACUGUAAGUCCAAAAUAACGAUGAGCUACAGGCCCUAGAGGGACAGAGUUUAGCAAGUGCAGAACUUUAUUUGGCAUCCUUGCGUUAUGCCCAUAGCUACCUAUAAAAGAAAUACAUAGGAAAUGCUGCAUGUCCUUGAAUGACAUUGAAAGACAGAGAGAGAGAAGGAAAUUUUCUUAAUGCACUGAACUAAUGCGGAUUUAGUUAUGUACCAAGCCUGCUGAAUGGCCAUAGGCAAGUCAUGAAAUCUCUUUGGUUCAGAUCAUUCCAAAUUUACAGGACAUAAGUAAUGAUACUUUUCGUAUUACUGAGGUGAGGGUGUUGGGAUUACUGCUUCUGCAUUUACAAGGAACUGAGAAAACAAAGAAGGAAAACGGUUGAUUCUGCAGGCCUGAUGGGACACUAAAAGCUGCUGUCUGCAGAAGCAGGUGCUCUGUGGCAGCUGCUGUCCAGCUAUGUACUUUUUUCAGUGCCUGAAAUAUGUAAUCCUGUAUAGCAUCAUGGUCAUUUCAUAAAACAUAAACCAGAUGGUGUUCAGAUUGUUUGUGCUGAUAGGAAAUGCCAAGGCAAACAUUGCAUCUUGUGGCUCAGCUAGCAUUUUAUUGCUGUAAUUUUUGUAGGUGGUGUCUUAACAUAGCCCGGCAUAGAAAAUAGUCUCUGUGGGAUGAAGUGCAAUACCGAUCUGGUUAGAUCCUGCUUGGGAGUGGAAAGAGAAUCUCACUCAGAUCCGGCCCUCAGCUUCCUGUUGCAUAGGUUGACAGUAUAGGAAAAGUGGGCGUCUUUAUGAGCUCCUUGGGUCAGUGGCAUCCAAAGAGCAUCAUGCUUCCUGCUUGCCCGAUACUCCAAGAUGCUACCUUACUGUUUGUUGUGGCAGUUGCCCUCCAUUCCCCCCUCUCUUCCUCUUCCUUUGCAGAUCUCCUACCUGACAUGGGGCGUCCUCCAGGAGAGGGUGAUGACCCGAACGUACGGCGCAACCGAGUCCGACCCUGGCGAGAAGUUCAAGGAUUCUCAGUUCCUGGUCUUCAUGAACCGGAUCCUAGCGUGCACCGUGGCUGGCCUCUACUGCGCCCUGAUCAAGCAGCCCCGUCACGGCGCUCCCAUGUACAAGUAUUCCUUCGCCUCCCUCUCCAACAUCCUCAGCAGCUGGUGCCAGUAUGAGGCCCUCAAGUACAUCAGCUUCCCCACGCAGGUGCUGGCCAAAGCCUCCAAGGUGAUUCCGGUCAUGCUGAUGGGCAAGCUGGUGUCCCGCAAGAGCUACGAGUACUGGGAGUACCUGACAGCAGCCCUCAUCUCGGUCGGAGUCAGCAUGUUCCUGCUCUCCAGCUCCCACGACAAGCACCUCUCCACGGUCACCACCUUCUCCGGCGUGGUCCUCCUGGCAGGCUACAUUGUCUUUGACAGCUUCACGUCCAACUGGCAGGACGCCCUCUUCACCUACAAGAUGUCCUCGGUGCAGAUGAUGUUUGGCGUCAACGUCUUCUCGUGCCUCUUCACGGUGGGCUCGCUGCUGGAGCAGGGCGCCCUGCUGGAGUCAGUGCGCUUCAUGGCCCGCCACUCGGAGUUUGCCGCCCACGCCGUGCUGCUGUCGGUCUGCUCAGCCUUCGGGCAGCUCUUCAUCUUCUACACCAUCAACCAGUUUGGAGCCGCCGUCUUCACCAUCAUCAUGACUUUGCGGCAAGCCUUUGCCAUCCUCCUGUCAUGUCUCAUCUACGGCCAUGCGGUCACCGUGGUGGGUGGGCUGGGAGUGGCGGUGGUCUUCACGGCGCUCUUUCUCCGCGUCUAUGCCCGCAGCCGCAUGAAGAAGCGGGCAAAGAAAGUGCCCGUCGAGGGCACCGUGCAGAAGGUUUAGGGGCCACCGGGCAAGCGACACGCCCUGAGCUCCUCCCCGCCCCCAAGCACUUGCUGAAUCUCUCUCGUCUCACGAACCCAGCAAAGAGCUGGUCAAUUUGGGAAACGUCAAUUCCCAUCCUCUACACCUCCCACCCCAGCUGAUUCUUAAAACACUGCUGGGAUUGGCUUGGAGGAAGCGAGGGGCAGCUUCCUCCUGUCCUAACGUCUGAGUAUUUUAAGUCUGCUGAGGCUUUCUGCUGAAGGAGACUUGCAAGGGGCUCUUGAGACCCCUUUCCAAGAUAAGGGUACAGGUGUCCCUAAUGCCUGCCCUGACUGACAGCUUGUGGGGGAGAGAAGGCUAAUUCAUGGUCAAGUCAAAUUGGAGCUUUUGUUUUCGUUUUGCUACGGUUCGCCUUCUGCUCACCACCCUGGAGCUGCGUAUGAGGGAAUAGCAAGGCCAAGACUUUUAGUUUCCAUUAAAAAGAAAGAAAAGAGAACUACACCCUCAAAACUUCAUGGUUGGAAUGGAAAGCUGGCAGCUUCGACAGAAAACCAGUCCCGACUGGAGGUUUUGAACUUACCCUCCUGGGCAACGGCCUCUCUUAAAUCACAGCCCUUUUGCUUUCUGGCUCAGUAUACCCACCUGUACUUUUGCCCCACUGUCGGACCUUUCAGACGGUGCCCCCUUUGCCAGCGUCAUUUGGGUUUUUGCUUUUUGCUUAGUUUUUCUUUGACCAUCCCCUCCUCUCACUGCCAUGAACAACAGUCCCAGAACCCCUCGAGGCCACUCUUGGGGUGCUUUCUUUGGGUGUACUGUUGCUGCAAACUUAGAAAAGCACAAAUAUUGCCUUUUUGAAACACCUCUCUUCGGAACCAAGUUUCUUUGCUGCUCUAGGCAAGGUGGUGAGGGAGAGGGUAUCCUCAUAGUAAAAGAAUGUGCACCCCAGUCCUUUUCUCCACCCCACCCCCCACUCCCCAGUGGUUUUUGCAAAGGUUGGUGGGAAAGACAUGGUUCAAGCUGAGAGCCAGCCAUACGGAAGCAGCCUGAGCCUGGGCUCGUGUGCUGCUUCCAGCAGGGCUGAGCUCUGGGCUCUGACCCUCUUGGGCCUUGCAGUCUUUUGUGCCAUGUUCCCAUUUUAUUAUGUGGCACGUAGGCCGUUCUGGAAGCUGCAAGAUGUGGUGGGGGCACUGAACUGCACUGUAUUGUCUAGCUCGCUGUGCCAUUUCCAUUUUUGAGCCAGGAGAUAACAAUUCUGAGAUGUACGGUGCAGGAUAGUUUGGUGCCCAGAGGCUGGAUCUUUUUACCCUUUUCUCCACAUGCUCUCAAAACUGGGUGCGGGACUGGAGUUGUUGGCUCUGCCCUAAAAGUCUCGAGUUUUACCCAUUAACCCUUUUGUUGCCAAGCUGACAUUGGGCAGGGGAAACAUUUUUUGGUACUCGACACACAACUGUUUUAUUUUAUUAAAUUUAAACUAUGCUGCAAAUAAGUGGCCAGGACAUGUUUUAUAGCCUUUAAAGUGUGUCCAGAAGGGAUAAUCUAAAGGAGUUGAUGCUCCCUUGUGGGCCACCCCCCCUCCAGGUGCUGUUGGGGUGAAAACAAACGCCUCAAAUCUCAUCCAGUUGAUUUAUCCAGUAUGGUUUAAUCACAUUAGCAAGUGGGUCGCUUUACAUCUGAUGUGCCAAAUAUGGAUCUAAGUGGCAAAAAUGGGAGUUCCAUUACAUUAAGCAGAAAGACGUUGCUGCAUCUCUUGCCUUUUGAGCCAGGUGAACUUGAUACUUUACCUUGUAGAUGGGGAACAAUUUUGGAGGCUUGAGAUCAAUUAUUUGUGCAAAGCUAGUUAUCUUUCCUUCUCUAUCUCUGCUGCCACAAAAGUCUUCUCUCUCAAGUAGAAAUACUGCCAAAAGUUGAUUCCUGUGUCAGCUUAGUUUUAGUACUCUUUGCAUGAGGAUAGAGGUUUCUGGCAGGAAAAAACCAUGUUAUUUUAAAUAGAGCCAAAACGAGGUAGCUGAAGUGCCAUUCAAUCUCUGCAGUGAUGACUGUUGUCCAUUGGGGCUCAAGGCUAAGAGAUCAACAGUAGGUGCAGCCAGAACCAAUGACAGGCAGAGUCAGAGCCUGACUGGUUAUAAGGCAGAAGGCAGGCAUGUGGAUACUAGGUGAGGACUGACAAGUUAUUGUGGAGCAGUGCUGCAUUUGCUUUAAUGGACCAGCCAGAUUGAGUCUCUGGUAACAGGUGGACAAGUAUGUGAAAAAAUUGAUAUAAAUACAAGUAAGGGGGAAGAGAUGUCUUGUGACUGAAAAAGCCCCAUUUGUUAAUUUCCGCAAAUGAGCACAUAAUAAGUAAAUUGAAGGGCAAAGGUACCAAUGAGACACCAAAAUCCUCAUCUUUGGCUACAAAGUAUGUUGUGUAAAUUCACAAUUCAAAAUGUUCCAGGCUUUCCGAUUUUAUUUCAAGGAGUGGCAUGGUAUGAGGAAGUAAUGAUGGGCAAGAAGGGAUGUGGAAAGAAGUAGUAACUUCACACAGAAGUUCAGCUUUAGUAGCUCUUGUGCACCAUGAGGCCUAGAUUCUUAAAUUGACUUCAAAGCAAAACUUAACUCCCCCAAAAGACUUAAAAACCUCUGCCACUACGGCAGUGGACUGCAGAGGAUUUAAAAAGCAUUAAAAGGCUGCUUAGGACACAGAAGACGUUCCAGCUCAAAGGUUACACUUGACAGCCAUGCUCCACAUUAAGAGAAAAUUCCAGUGGGUAGGAAAUUCAGUAUAUGGUGUCUUAGCCUUGUUCUGCCAAUGUUGUUGCAGUCUAAAAAUAUCACCACCCUUGGCUGAUCAACCUGUGAAAUCCACUGUUUAUAAACUUGCAUAAAUGGAGACUGAAAAGAGAUCUGUACUGUUAAUUGUAGAAAGGGAAGGUAUACACAAUUCAACCCAUUUAAGUCCUAUCUGAACUGCCUAAACUCGUAGGAUUCCGAUCACAGGGUUCAGUGUAACUUUCCAAAUUGUAGUUUGUCCUGGACAUCACUUACAGGCAGGUGCCUGUAAUAAAGCAUAAAAUCUUGACAGCAAGAAGCACAAGGUACUUCCUUAAUUAGCUGUCAGGAAGGCAAAUCUGAGUAAUCCUAUGCAUGUUUACUUACAAGUCCCUUUGUUCAAUGAAGCUUGCUCUAUUGUAAGCGUUUAUUAGCAGGGGUGGGGAACACACUAUCCCAUGGGCCAAAUUGGGCAGUUAGGUGGGUGUUGCAUGAUGUUACAAUGAAGGCAAGCUGGUUUUGAAGAGCUCUUUGAAGGCACUCUGCCCAUGGAUCAGUUGAUCAUUGUACAGUGGUACCUCGGGUUAAGAACUUAAUUCGUUCUGGAGGUCCGUUCUUAACCUGAAACUGUUCUUAACCUGAGGUACCACUUUAGCUAAUGGGGCCUCCCGCUAAUGCCACGUGAUUUCUGUUCUCAUCCUGAAACAACGUUCUUAACCAGAGGUACUAUUUCUGGGUUAGCGGAAUCUGUAACCCGAGGUAUCACUGUACCGGGUUUGGCCAGGGGAGGAAGAUGGGUUCAGCAAUCUUCUCUAGCCUACAAGGAAUUGUACAUGUUAGAAUAACAGCUUUAUAUAGAUGGCUGCUACAUCCCUGCUCUUGUAGGAGAUGAUGCCUUGUGUAGUCUAUCCUUUAUAGCAGGACUGGGACAGAGGGCCAUGGGCAACCUUCCAGAGACUGUCUGCCAGUGGUGGGCAGGGCUGGAGGCAAAAGUGGGCAAAGCAAUUUAACUUUUGUACCCUUGGCUCUAUUCCAGCUAUGCCAAAGUAUAUUUUGUAGAAUCGUAAGAGUUGGAAGGGACCCUGAGGAUCAUCUAGUCCAACCCCUUGCAGUACAGGAAUCUGCAGCUGCGAGAUGUUUCUACAACCCCCAUGUACAUCCAGGCAAGCAAGAGUCACAGUUCAGGAACAUAUUCUGGCUAGGAAAAAGCAUCCAAAGGGCCUGGAGCAAAGCCAGUGAAGGGAAUGCUCUGGACUCUCCCUCCAUGAGACUGAACCAUCAGCACCCCCUGCUGGAAGCAGGCUUGACAGCAGGAUUUUAUUAUAUGCAUAUGCAACUAUGCACGGCUGCAGGGUGCGCCUUGCCCACAAGCCCAAAGCAGUUGACAACCCCUGCUGCAGAGCAGAUGCCAGUAAAGAGAAGCAUGUAAGAAAUUUGACUACUUAAGAGACAGUCUCUGAACAUGCCAAACUAGUCCUACCACCUUCAGGAGACGAAACUAAGCAGGUG